Cadophora gregata is the source of this 1131-nucleotide messenger RNA. RefSeq lists its product as uncharacterized. NCBI's taxonomy places the organism in Eukaryota, Fungi, Ascomycota, Leotiomycetes, Helotiales, Ploettnerulaceae. The transcript has a single exon. The record is from RefSeq and is a predicted model, not a curated record. The coding region runs from base 1 to 1131 and encodes 376 amino acids.
AUGACCCCUCCAACCGCGGGUUUCUGUUUUCGGACUAGCGUCUCAUUCCCCGCGCUCAGCCUCGCCCACCUUGAGCCUCAUUUCAGCAUAAAGGGGAACAUUCAGAAGCACCAAAAGAGCUCGCAGCAUUAUCCUGAACGGCUGACCAUGGAACCAGCAACAUCCUUCCAUUCCUUUAAAAACCUCCCCAACGAGAUCAAGCAUCAGAUCUGGACUUACACAUAUGAACAAGAAGCUCGGGAUAAUGCCCGCAUACAGCGAAUCGCAAAGGAUCCUCUUCACGAGGUGAAGUCCCUCUCGAAACCACUCGAGCUGCGAAUCGUCGCCCAAAAACGAUAUCGAGUCCCUUCCCUCCUACACGCCUGCCGCGAUGCCAGAACAGUGGCCUUGAAUUACUGGUCUCUGUGGCAUUGCGCGGAACCUCUGACCUUUCACGAUGAUGGCACAUCCAUCUAUGUCAGCAAGGAGCACGACACAUUCUACUUCGCAGACGGCGCUCCUAAGGACUUCUGGAUGCUGAGCAGCUUCGUCGGUUACACGCAGGAUAUAGCUGACUUGGGGGAAGACGAUCCAAAGAACGUCGAGAGAAUCUGGCGGGAAUGGGCGCAGGACAUAAACCAUUUUGCGGUGGACUGGUGGUGCUGGUUAGUAGCUACGACAUCGUGUGACUGGACCUGGAUGGGUGGACUUGGAUUGAGCGAGGAAGGAGACCUGACAAUCGUAAUCAAGAACCCGAACGAUCCAGGACAUAUACCCGAGUUCUCUCCAUAUAUCGAGACGAGGCUGAAAGAAGUCACACUGGGCACGGUCAGAGCGAAGGCUGUCGAUACUAUCCUGACGCAUAUUAAGUACAAGGAGAUUAAGGAGGAGUUCCCGUUUGAUACACAGACAGUCAAAUUGAAGAAGCCGGCGGACGAGGAUAAUUGCUGUGUACCAGCGUUAAAGGCACUGGCUGUGGUGGGUCCGAAUGACGACGAAAAUUCUAAAGAAGAUGAAGAGUACCUGGAGGCUGUGAAACUUCAAGCCAGAUUCCACAGAGUGAGUCACGAUAUCCGGAACUUGCAUCAUGAACGGCGGACGUUGGCACGGGAGAUCAAGAAAAUGGAGAUAAGAUUGCCGACGACUAUAUAG